UCUACACUGACCGGAGUUCAAAACACAAUCGAGGAGAAAAGUCAGCGCUCUCUUCUCAUCUGUGUCUGCUCAGAGCCACGCGCUGGCAGCCCGAGAGGAUCCCUUUGAUCUGCCCGUGGAGCAAGAAGGGCUGGGGGCGACGGCUGAGCAGACACCAAGGGCCAUUUGUUGGGAUUGUCAUCUGGCUCCCUCAUCUGUCACCUGAUGGCCAGCCAAGCAAAUGCUCGGCACAACUGUGGACUCUUCAUCCUUGUGCAACUUGCGGAGGCAAGAAAAGUAAGCAUCCUACAGUUGAUAUGACAUUCAGCUAUUUUUUCUAUAAAGGAAUGAAUUGAAUUCGCUACAAAUCUACUAACUGUCCCCCUAUGCCAGGCAAGAGACUGACUUGUUUUGUUUGGGUUGGGCUUUUCUCUAACAGCUGGAGGUCUGCUGGGCAUUCAAGCAAUGGCUGUUGAGUAAGGCAGCUGUUUCAGUAUCUAAUUGCAUUUUAGCUCUAAUAGCUCAAGGGGAAAGCAUUGCAUUGUCUGCCAUGAGCUACUUCCUGUCCUACUGCAAAGCACACUGCACCGCCGUGCUCGCCCAGUACCAGAGCCUGAGAUCAGAGGGCUUUCUCUGUGAUAUUUUGCUAAAAGUGAAAGAAAACGAGUUUCCUGCACACAAGUCCUUGUUGGCAUGUUCCAGCGACUACUUCCGAGCCAUGUUCAAAAAUUAUACCCAAGAGUCUAAAGCCAGUGUCAUUCACCUACAAGUAGUCUCACCCACCGGGCUCCAGCACAUCCUGGAUUUCAUUUACACAUCCUUUCUGCCCCUUUCCUUUGAAAGCCUGGAGGAUACCUUGGAAGCUGCAAGCUACUUGCAAGUGACCGAUGCUGUUGGCUUGUGCAAUCAGUACUUAGUGAACAAUCUUGCCUUGGAAAACUGCUGCUUCUCUGCCAACGUGGCCAGGAAGUUCUACCUGCCAGAUGCCCUAGCAGCCACAGAAAAAUACAUUAUCAAAAAUGUCUGGAAGCUGCUGGACUUGGAUUUGUCAGGACUUCUUGAGCUGAACUUCAGGUCUUUGCUAGCAGUGAUUCAAUCACCAGAUCUCCCCAUGGUGGAAGAAUGCCGUCUGUUGAAUCUUGUCCUGCUGUGGUUGAAGCAGGAUAAAUCCAGGCUGGAUCAUGCAAAUAGCCUUUUAGAACACAUAAGAUAUGGUCUCAUCCCAGUGGAAGAGCUGAGAAAAACCUACACACAGUCAGAAGUGUCCCUCUCAGCAGGUAUUAAGUGCUUGAUCAUAAAAGCAAUAAAUUAUCACACAUCUGUAUUCAAGCAGCCUGUCCUGCAGGAUAAGUCCACCACACUGAGGAACCAGAAAACUCGGAUCAUUCUGCUGGGGGGAGGCACGGCAAGCGAGGGGCUGGUCACCGAGGUGGUGGCCUUUGAUGUUUACAACCACAAAUGGCGAACCCUCACGCAGCUGCAGGACAGGGUGCAGAACCACAGCGUGUGUGUGGUGGGGAACUUCCUCUAUGUCCUGGGUGGGGAAAUACAAAGUGGUGCCCUGGGUGAUGCUAAAAUCGGCAAGACCUUAUUGGUUACCAACAAGGUCCAUCGGUACGAUCCAAGGUUUAACACGUGGACCCAAAUCACGGGCAUGCUGGAAAAGAGAUGCCAGUUUACUUGCUGUGUCCUAGGCAAGGACAUCUUUGCCAUUGGUGGAAGGGGUGAGGACGGGUCGCUGCAUUCAUCUGUGGAAGUCUAUGACAUCAGCAGGGAUAGAUGGACGAAGGCCAGGGAAUUGCCAUGCAGGAUACAUGGCCAUGCCAGUGCCGUUUGCAAGAACACCAUAUACAUCUCCGGGGGCAAGUGCUCGGCCCCAGCCAGCACAAGCAAUGACGUUUAUUCUCUGAGCUCACUUGAAAGGCAGUGGGUGAAACGCGCCCCGAUGAGCAUUGCUCGGUUUGGGCAUCAAAUGGCAACAAUCAGGGGAUCCAUAUUCACCUUUCUGGGAUUAUAUGAACCCUUCUCUGAGAUAGAAAGGUAUGACCCGGAUCAAAACCAAUGGACUCGGUUAAGACCACUGGUCUACGAUCGAUUCUCCUACGGCCUGGCAGUGGUGGAGGAAACAGCUCUUCUGAUCGGGGGAAAGAAAUGGCAGAACUCUCUGGAGGUCUCCACGCAAGAUGUGGUUGGCUACGACAUUGACAACGACGGCUGGGAGGAGAUCUGCAAGGCCCCCCUGCCGUGGUGCGGGCUGCAGUGCGCCGUGCUGCAGCUCGCCGAGGUGGCCGAGGAGCAGGACGGCGACAGCCCGCAGAAGAAGCUGCCCAGCUGCUGAGCUCCCAUGCUGAGGAAUAUCCAUCCCAGGAGAGGAGCGAGCAGCGCCGGCCUGGAGGAGAAAACUGCAGUGGCACUGAAUGUGAGAGUGGAAGUUUUGCUUGGAUAAGCCAAAUGCUUGGUUCAAACAGACAAGAAAAUCUGGCUCCAGCACAGGAAACACAUGUAGGGUUUAUAAAACUGGAAGCUGAUCUCACUGAGCAAGGAUGUAGCAACUAGCACGUUUAGAGGCGAUGCGUGAGCAUUGUAAUCCUUGACUUUUGGAUAAUACCUAGAUAGCAAUUAGUAAGUGUUGCAAGUCCCAUUUUUCAAAUAUUUAAAAAUAUAAUCCAUCUUUUCUGUUUUCUUAAUCAGAGGUGAUUUUCCCAGCUGGUAAGUGCUAUUGAGUUUCUAUGCUAUGGCUAAGCAAAAGGAAAGAGAGCUGUAUAAAGACUAGAAAAUUGAUGCCUACAAUAAUUAGUACCCAAUAUUGCCAAGAGAAAGGUAUUAUUUGAUAUACUAUGUACUAGGCAAGAAUGUCUUAGCUAACCAGCAUGAAAUUACUGGACAGACAGCCUGGACUUUUCACUGUGUAGGCUCAGCUACAGCUGAAAGUUAAAACAGUGUUUGAUAGAAGCCAUUUCUCUCUCAGUGGCCUUUAUCGUAGAACACCUUCCAGAUGUUUAUUUUCUGUUAUUUUAAAGACGCACAGUAAUGUUGAUGUACAUUUCUUCUGUAUCCAAACCCUGUGUUAGCUUAGCUGGCCAGAGCUGAAGGGUAUCCUUAUCAUUAGCCUCCAAGAAGCUUCUUACAGGAGUAACAACCUGUUACCGAUGCCUUGGCAUUUACUUUGGCACCAUAUGCUGUUUUAUCACACCUGUUCAUAAGGGUAAAAUGCUUCA
Molecule: messenger RNA, 3197 nt
Organism: Prinia subflava (tawny-flanked prinia)
Lineage: Eukaryota; Metazoa; Chordata; Aves; Passeriformes; Cisticolidae
Gene: KLHL34
Product: kelch like family member 34
Exons: 1
Coding region: 530-2317 (595 amino acids)
Molecular function (GO): protein binding
Source: RefSeq, a predicted model, not a curated record